Molecule: messenger RNA, 1346 nt
Organism: Drosophila willistoni
Lineage: Eukaryota; Metazoa; Arthropoda; Insecta; Diptera; Drosophilidae
Gene: ppk31
Product: sodium channel protein Nach
Exons: 5
Coding region: 33-1346 (437 amino acids)
Biological process (GO): sodium ion transmembrane transport
Cellular component (GO): membrane
Molecular function (GO): ligand-gated sodium channel activity
Source: RefSeq, a predicted model, not a curated record
UCGUUAUUUUCCCUUGGUUUUAAGAGGGUGAGAUGGAAAUUGUAUCAAUUUUAGAGGAUUUAAUAUACCAAAUAUAUUUUGCUUUUCGUUUUAGGAUUCUUUACUCGAUAACAUCUUAUAAGACAUUGCCAUUUUUCCUAACCGUCUCCAAGUCGCUAAUUGAGGACUCUUUUUCAUCAUCGGUUUCCUUUAAUUUGGACACCAUUUAUCUUAAUUGGAAUUCAACAUUUCCGGCCAUAACUGUUUGCGAGAUAUAUAAUGCCGAAAAGAUCUGGGAUCUAAGCGAUGUCCAGUUUGGUGUCGAGCAUAAAAUGUAUAUUGAUGAUAUUAUCAGUGAAAUUGUCUUCUUUCGUGGCAUUUGUAGUAGUUGCGAGAAUUGCAUCAAAAAUAACUGUCCGGAUAACUUUACACUGCUGCUGGAUGUGUUUCGCAGCAAGUGCCAUGAGCUAAUCAUUAAAUGCAGCUACCUCAAUGAGUUAUUCGACUGCUGUGAACAGUUUCUGCCCAUUCCCACAGAGUACGGUGUAUGUUACUCCUUCAAUUCGCAUCAGGCCCGUAAGGUACCGCAGGUACAGUACAUGAACAAUCGCAUAACAGGAGCCGGACAUUUGGAGUUUCAUGCCCUUGCGGAUAUUCAACUUUAUGUGCAUGCACCCAUCGAUUUGCCAUUUCAAUUCUCCGAGGGCAUGGUUCGGGAGACCGUGCUAUUGGGCCAUUACAAGGAGCUGAUUUUGAAUGUAAUCGAAGUAUACAAUCAUGAUAGUGUGCAGGAUCUUAGCAUGGAGCAGCGACGCUGUCGCUACAGUCACGAGCAUGUGCCGGGACGUACAGGCAUCUAUGAGUUCUAUAGCUAUUCCGCUUGUGUGGUGGAGUGCACGGUUGCUCUGCAGCUGCUUCAUUGUAAUUGCACCAGCCAUUUCAUGGCUGUGCCCGGCACUAAUACGCUACCCGUGUGCGAUUAUCAGGGUUUGGUCUGUCUGACACAAACCAACGAGAAACUAAUGGCAGAACGAAAGUCAUGCGAUUGCAUGAGUUCGUGCGAGGAGCCGGAAUACAACAUUAUAUACAAUUCAGAGGAUGACGAUCACGAUGCUGAAAAUGAUGAUUCCACCAUACACGUUGCCCUAGUGGAGCUACCCACUCAGCGCUAUGUUCGACGGGUGACCAAGACCGUCUUGGAUCUUUUGAUCUCUGUGGGCGGUUUGGUGGGUUUGUUUUUCAACUAUUCCGUUUUGCGACUGGUUGAGACAUUCUAUCUAAUACGCAGAUAUAGAAAGACAAUCUUUAAAUGGAUAAAGCAAAUAUGGUUUGGCACAACAAAGUAUUUACAGUGUUCGAAACAAUAA